Molecule: messenger RNA, 1164 nt
Organism: Aegilops tauschii subsp. strangulata
Lineage: Eukaryota; Viridiplantae; Streptophyta; Magnoliopsida; Poales; Poaceae
Molecular function (GO): protein binding
Source: RefSeq, a predicted model, not a curated record
AUGACCGAGAGCGACGGCGCCGACUUGACCCCCUGCGUCGACCGAAGCUGGCCGGCCUCCCCGCUGGACAAUGAUGAUCUCCUCGGUGAGAUCCUCCUGCUCCUCCCGCCUCUGCCGUCCUCGCUCUACCGCGCCUCCGCCGUCUGCCAGCAUUGGCGACGCCUCACCACGGAUCCUCAGUUCCUCUGCCGUUUCCGCACCCUCCAUCGGAAAGAUGGGCCGCCCGUCCUCGGUGCCUUCCUGAGCCGCGGCGACAGGGUCGUGUUCAGGUCGUCAAUCUUGGAUCCUCCCGACCGCAUACCUCCCAAGCGCUUCGACUUGGAACGUUGCAACCACCACAGCAACGUUGUGCUUGAUUGUCGCCAUGGCCAUGUCCUCGUCUACAACACCCUGCCCCCGCGGCAAGACAUCAUUGUGUGCGACCCCAUCACAGGCGACCAGCGCCGCUUGCCCGUUCCGCCUGAGUUCAAGAAAUUUUAUCCAGUCAACGGGGCGGUAUUCUGCGCCGACGACGCCCAUGACCAUGUGCAUGGCAGUUGUCACUCCAGCCCCUUCAAGGUAGCCUUGAUGUCCAAGUACGUACGUGAUAAUCAUUCACCUACCGCAUGUGUUUACUCCUCAGACACUGGCACAUGGGGUAAACUCAUCUCAGCAACAAAACCAUAUGUGGGUGAUUGUGCUUAUAUUCAUGGGACCCUUAUUGGUAAUGUCCUUUAUUGGGUGUCCAUGAGGGACAUCAUACUUCAGUUUAAUUUGAACCAGCAGAGCCUAUCUAUGAUUGAGGGGCCUCCCGGUUUGGAUGAACGAUGCAGAGAUCAGAUCGUCAAGGCAGAGGAUGGCGGUGUUGGCCUUGCUCAAUUAUCUAAAUAUAGCAUUCAAAUGUGGCAGAUGAAGGUCAAUUGUGAAGGUGUUCCCAUGUGGUUGUUCUGGAAGAUCGUGGACAUGCAUAACAUUCUUGGGAUCUCUCCUCAUGUUAAGAGAAAUAGAGGGCGACUCCUGGGGUACGAUGAGGAUUCUAACGUGAUAUUUUUAUAUAUGCAUGGUAGUGUCUACAUGGUUAAACUCAAGUCAAUGCAAUUCAAUAAGCUUUAUGAAGGAGCUUAUCACAUAAACUAUCAUCCUUUCAAGAGCUUCUGUGCGCCAGGUGAGAUUGCUCAUCCUUAA